Molecule: messenger RNA, 693 nt
Organism: Lathyrus sativus (Indian pea)
Lineage: Eukaryota; Viridiplantae; Streptophyta; Magnoliopsida; Fabales; Fabaceae
Source: the annotation of a GenBank genome assembly
AUGGAUUCUCUCAAAAAUUUCAAAGGCAAAGGCUACGACAAAGUGGAAACCAACCUCGAAGAUCAACAAAAUCCGCCACAGCACCGCCACAAAAUCUCCAAACCCUUCGUCGCCACAAUUUCCAUCAUCAUCACCACCACCCUCUUCAUCACCCUCACUUUAUGUUUCACCCUUUUCUUCCACCACACCGAGUCACAUACCCCUCUCAACUCAACCGACUCAAUCAGAUCCAUUUGCAACGUGACUCGCUUCCCUGACUCAUGCUUCAUCGCUUUAUCUCCCUACUCACAAAACCUCACCAACCCAACCUCCAUCCUCAAACUCUCCAUCUUCGCCUCCAUCGACGAACUCACCAAACUCAAACUCGCUUCAUCGCUAAAAGCCAAUUCCAACGAACGCGCGUUCGAUGAUUGCAAGGAUCUAAUAGACGACGCGGUGAGUCGACUCAACGAAUCGGUUUCGGCGGUUCCUGACGGUGCCGUAACGUUGACGGAUGUUAAAAUUAAAGAUAUUCAGACGUGGGUUAGUGCCGCAUUGACGGAACAACAAACGUGUGUUGAUGAAUUGGAAGAAGUUGGGCUUUCUUUGGAGACCGUUGAAAAGGUAAAGAAAAUGAUGCAGAAAUCAAAUGAGUAUACAAGCAAUAGUUUGGCUAUUGUGGCUCAUAUAAACAAUUUGCUACCUAUUCAUUAA